Messenger RNA from Penicillium cinerascens, 1005 nucleotides. RefSeq names its product DNA-directed RNA polymerase II core subunit RPB3. Gene Ontology annotation, biological process: DNA-templated transcription. Bases 1 to 1005 code for a protein of 334 amino acids. Gene Ontology annotation, molecular function: protein dimerization activity; DNA binding; DNA-directed RNA polymerase activity. The record is from RefSeq and is a predicted model, not a curated record. Gene Ontology annotation, cellular component: RNA polymerase II, core complex. The transcript is spliced from 3 exons. Lineage: Eukaryota; Fungi; Ascomycota; Eurotiomycetes; Eurotiales; Aspergillaceae.
AUGGAUUACGAGAUGGACCUGGAGCCCCAAGGGCCGCAGGUUACAGUCCGUGAAGCGGAACCCUACCGCGUCGAUUUCCGACUGUCCUCGGUCGACCUGGCCUUUGCCAACUCUCUCCGCCGAGCCAUCCUCGCCGAAGUCAACACCGUCGCGCUGGAUUUGGUCGAGAUCGAAAGCAACACCUCCGUGCUGCCCGAUGAGAUGCUUGCCCACCGCCUGGGUAUGAUCCCUCUUAAUUCGAAGAACUGCGAUACGGACCUGGAAUAUACGCGCGAGUGCGAUUGCGAGUCCUCCUGUGUGCGCUGCAGUGUGACUUUGACGCUGCACACGCGUUGCAGUAGCGGAAUCAUGCCCGUCUACGCCCGCGAUUUGAUCGUUCAGGGCGAGCGGAUGAACGACACAAUCGGAGACCCCGUCAUCACGGACGCGGAGGGCAAGGGCGCUUUGAUCUGCAAGCUUCGGAAGGGCCAGGAGAUCAAGCUGACCUGCUUGGCUAAGAAGGGUACCGCCAAGGAGCAUGCAAAGUGGGCACCCACUGCUGCUGUGGGCUUCGAGUACGACCCGCAUAACAACCUGCGGCACGUGGACUACUGGUAUGAACAGGAUGCGAAGAGUGAAUGGCCCAUCUCUGCCAACGCUGAGUGGGAGCCCGCUGCCAACCCGGACCAGCCCUUUGACUAUGAUGCCGAGCCCAACACCUUCUACAUUGACGUCGAGAGCAUCGGCAAUCUCGAGCCCGACGUCAUCAUCCAACAGGGUAUUAACAUUCUCAUGAAGAAGCUUGCUACUACCAUCUCCGAGCUCUCAGGCGAAGGCGCGCACGGACAUGAAGAUGCAGAGAUGCUAGGCGCUGCUGACCCCGACGCCUACGAACCGCCAGAGGGCGUGGACGGCAACCUGACUUCGUAUGGAAACGGUGCCGCCAAUGGCUGGGGAGCCAGUGCACAGACUCCCUACGGUGCCACACCGUACGGGCAGAGCGCAUACGGGUUUCUAAGCGGAUGA